Molecule: messenger RNA, 1742 nt
Organism: Castor canadensis (American beaver)
Lineage: Eukaryota; Metazoa; Chordata; Mammalia; Rodentia; Castoridae
Source: RefSeq, a predicted model, not a curated record
AUGAGCUACGAGGCAGAACUCACUGUGUCUGCUCUCCCUGGCCCUGGCCCUCUCCUUGUGGCCUCCAUGCCGUGGUCGGCCACAGGAGAUGUCCUCUUCCAGAUGGCUGAAGUCCACAGGCAGAUCCAGAACCAGCUGGAAGAGAUGCUGAAGUCUUUUCACAACGAGCUGCUCACACAGUUGGAGCAGAAGGUGGAGCUGGACUCCAGGUACCUGAGUGCCGCACUGAAGAAAUACCAGACGGAACAGAGGAGCAAAGGAGAUGCGCUGGACAAAUGUCAGGCUGAGCUGAAGAAGCUCCGGAAGAAGAGCCAGGGCAGCAAGAACCCACAGAAGUACUCUGACAAGGAGCUGCAGUACAUCGAUGCUAUCAGCAACAAGCAGGGCGAGCUGGAGAACUAUGUGUCUGAUGGCUACAAGACAGCACUCACCGAGGAGCGCCGGAGAUUCUGCUUCCUGGUGGAGAAGCAGUGCGCUGUAGCCAAGAACUCAGCUGCUUACCACGCCAAGGGCAAGGAGCUGCUGGCCCAGAAACUGCCACUGUGGCAGCAAGCCUGUGCCGACCCCAACAAGAUCCCAGACCGUGCCGUCCAGCUGAUGCAGCAGAUAGCCAACAGCAACGGCUCCAUCCUCCCCAGCGCUCUGUCAGCCUCUAAGUCCAACCUGGUCAUCUCGGACCCCAUUCCCGGGGCCAAGCCCCUUCCAGUGCCCCCUGAGCUGGCACCAUUUGUGGGGCGGAUGUCUGCUCAGGAGAACGUGCCUGUCAUGAAUGGCAUCACAGGCCCGGACAGCGAAGACUACAACCCCUGGGCUGACCGAAAGGCUGCCCAGCCCAAAUCCCUGUCUCCCCCACAGUCUCAGAGCAAGCUGAGUGACUCGUACUCCAACACACUCCCUGUGCGCAAGAGUGUGACCCCGAAGAACAGCUAUGCCACCACCGAGAACAAGACCCUGCCACGCUCGAGCUCUAUGGCAGCCGGCCUGGAGCGCAAUGGCCGUAUGCGGGUCAAAGCCAUUUUUUCCCACGCGGCCGGGGACAACAGCACUCUGCUGAGCUUCAAGGAGGGCGACCUCAUCACCCUGCUGGUUCCCGAGGCCCGUGAUGGCUGGCACUAUGGCGAGAGUGAGAAGACCAAGAUGAGGGGUUGGUUUCCCUUCUCCUACACCCGGGUCUUGGACAGUGAUGGCAGUGACCGGUUACACAUGAGCCUGCAGCAGGGCAAGAGCAGCAGCACCGGCAACCUGCUGGACAAAGACGACCUGGCCAUUCCUCCGCCUGACUACAGCACAUCAUCCCGGGCCUUCCCCUCCCAGACAGCUGGCACCUUUAAGCAGAGGCCCUACAGUGUGGCUGUGCCUGCCUUUUCCCAGGGUCUGGAUGACUACGGGGCACGGUCUGUGAGCAGUGGCAGUAGCACGCUGGUGUCCACAGUGUGAGGACGCUGACCACAGGCAGCUGCUCUGAAGAGCCCUUCCCCCGCCUCCGUCGGUUUCCCUCCUCAGCUCUCGUUGGUUUGUUCUUGGGUUUUCUUUCCCACCCGCUCUCCCGCCUUUUGGUUGGUGACCCCAGACUCUGUGAUCCCCCAGGGUCCAUGGUGCUGCUCCCUGUGCCCCCGUGCUCACACCCCCACCCGUGUGUCCCCAGCCUUGUGCAGGAAUUGCCAGGCAGGGUCUGCCAGCCGGGUGGCGAGCAGCGUCCUCUCCCACUGCCGGCCCUGUGGUGUUCACUACGCACACCCCUU